Tachysurus fulvidraco (yellow catfish) is the source of this 1376-nucleotide messenger RNA. Its product is annotated as programmed cell death 1 ligand 1-like. NCBI's taxonomy places the organism in Eukaryota, Metazoa, Chordata, Actinopteri, Siluriformes, Bagridae. Gene Ontology annotation, cellular component: external side of plasma membrane. The record is from RefSeq and is a predicted model, not a curated record. Bases 107 to 709 code for a protein of 200 amino acids. The transcript is spliced from 6 exons. Gene Ontology annotation, biological process: T cell costimulation; cellular response to lipopolysaccharide; negative regulation of T cell proliferation.
AGAAAGCGAAACUGAAUGAUGUUACUUUAAUAAAAUGCGGCACACACAAACACACGCUCUCUCUCUCUCUCUCUCUCUCUGUCUGCCUGCAGGAUAAGACUCAAUCAUGUCAUUUGUUACAAAAAUUCUCACACAAAACUCCAUGAUCUCUAUUAAACAUCAUGGUCUCACUACUUCAUAUUGCAUCAUAUGGUUCGUGAGUAUAGGCUUCCUCACAGCAGACUCUGAGAUAUCAGCUCGAGUGGGUUCCACAGUUAUCCUGCCGUGUGAGUGGAGAGAUGUCCAUCUCCAGAUACCUCAUGUUCAGUGGAACACAGUUUCUGAGACGGUGUUUGAGAGAAAGGGUGUGGAGAUGUACGUGGGUGAGGGAUAUCAGGGCCGUGUGGACGUUCCUCAAGACAAGCUGCUUAAAGGAAACUGUUCUCUGGUGCUGAAGAACGUCACACUCACAGAUGCAGGCGUCUACGAGAGCUACCUAUCUGUGAGGCGCAUGAAGAGAUCCAGCUCUACGAAAUGGGUUUUAGUCCAGUGGCUCAAGCUCUCAGUCGAUGAAACACCAGAGGAGACUGUACAUCACACUCUAUCUGCCAGAGAAACACCUGAGGAAGAUUUAAAUGCAUGGAUGACUGAUGAUGCAGGAGUGACUCAUCCUGGACCUCAGAUCAUCCUCCUUUCGCUUCUUGCAUGUUUAUGUGUCCUUCACUUCUGAGUAGAAUUUACAGAAACCUGGACAUUAAUAGUUAAAAUCUAAUAUUAUAUAAACUAAUAUAAUUUAUCAUUUUUAUUAUUAGUUUAUACAAAUUUCAGCUAACGUUGCUGCUUACUGAUGAUAAACGGAGCGUAAACCCCUGAAUGUGAUAAUGCACUGGCACUGGAGACUCCUUCCACACAGAUGAAUGUAAAAUAUAAUGAACUGUUACUAUAGAAACAAUAUUUAUAAGAAGGAGCACUUUAAUUAUCUCUGUGAUACAAAUUUAUAUAGUUUUUAAAUAUUAUCCGAAUUUGGAGCUUCUGUAAUUUAGGGUAAUGGAAAAAUAUGAUUAUACACUACAACAAAUACCUCAUAUGCUUCCUUUUAAACACUCUUGUUUAAAGUAAAAAAAAAAGAAAAAGAAAAGAAAAGAAAAAGAAAACACCAGUUUCGAAGCUAUAGUAUAAGAAGUUCAUCAUUUGAACUCUGUUGCACUAGACAGUGAAAUGAGACAAUGUUCUACAGGAUAAUGGAGUUAAAUAGAACAAACACAGAGUUAUGAACUUAAGUUCUACACACAAAGUAUAUCUGAGCAAUGUGGUGUAAACAAUGAGACAAAAACAUAUUACAAAUGAAAUGAAUAAAGUGUUUAAUUUUAUUUGUAUUUAUUAAAAAACUUUUUCUA